CUCCCACAGGGCCACAAGUUCUAUAUUAAUGGAAAAUGUCUUUUAUACUGUGAAGAAAAUUGGGUGAUUGAAAAAUGGUGUCUCAAACAGUUGAUCUUCUGAAAAAUGAGCUUCCUCUUGAGCUGGAAGCUGUGGUUUUGCCUGAAGAUGGUGUGAUUGGCCUUGUUCUUGUGGACAUCAUCAAUGGAUUUUGCACUGUUGGUGCUGGAAAUCUGGCUCCAAGAGAACCCAACAGGCAGAUUUCAGGAAUGAUCAAUGAAUCAGCAAACUUGGCUAGGGUUUUCUGUGACAAGAAUUGGCCUAUUCUUGCAUUUCUUGAUACCCAUCAGCCAAACAAGCCUGAGGAACCUUACCCAUCUCACUGUAUUUCGGGAACUGAUGAAUCAAACUUAGUUCCUGCUCUACAGUGGUUAGAAAAAGAAGCAAAUGUAACAAUCAGACGCAAAGAUUGCUUUGAUGGAUUUCUGGGUUCAAUUCAGGAUGAUGGGUCCAAUGUUUUUGUAGACUGGGUGAAGAACAAUCAGAUCAAAACUAUGGUGGUUGUGGGGGUAUGCACAGAUAUAUGUGUGCUGGAUUUUGUGAGUUCAACAUUAUCGGCUAGAAACCUUGGAUUUCUGAGGCCACUGGAGAAGGUGGUGGUGUACUCUCGUGGCUGCGCCACCUUUGAUGUGCCUCUUCAUGUCGCCACCAACACCAAAGGCGCUUUACCUCAUCCUCAGGAGUUCAUGCAUCAUGUUGGUCUUUACAUGGCAAAAGAAAGGGGAGCUAUAAUUGCAAGUGACGUGUCGUUUCAGGCACACAAGAAGCCAUGAUCUAUGCCUCAACUUUGCUCAACCCAUCAUCCUAUCCAAUGAAUGUUACAUGCCAGAUAAAAAAAAUAGUCGGUUCGAUGCUAAUAACGUGGAUUCCCUUAUUCUUGAUAUGGUGUUGUUUUGGUUUAUUGGAUUCUAGCUGGAUCGGUAAUUUAUGAGUUGAACAAUUUUUUUUGAAUUGGACUGUAGACUUGAUAUGUAAUUUGUGGUUUUUACCCUGUAAUUAUAACUUUUCUAAGACUGUUUCAAUGCAAAUCUCCAUUUUCCCUUAAAAAAAAAAAAGAAUUGAGUUGGGAAAUGAUGUACUGCUGUUUCGGUCUUUAGUAAGCGAAAUGGGCAGGACUUAACUUUUAGCUACAAAUGAUACAACAUGGGCUUAAGUUGGCCUUAUAAAUUCUUUUACAUAGAUCAGGAAUUGAGUUGGGAGAUGAUUUGAGAUACUUUUAACCCUUCUCAAUGGAAAGAAAAUUUUACAUAGAUCAAGUCUAUAUACACGCAAAAUAUAAAUAUAUAUAAAACUUACAUAAAACUUAAUCUGUUCAUUUAUACUACAGAUCUGUUCAUUUAUACUACAGAUCUAUAUAGACCCUAUUUAGGCAAAAUAAAGAUUAAAUCGAACAAAAUUGAUUUGAUCGAAAAACUGAAUUAAAAAAAUUAAAUUAGAAAAGUCGGAUUCAAUUUUUCAAUUUAAACCAAAUUUUG
Molecule: messenger RNA, 1514 nt
Organism: Manihot esculenta (cassava)
Lineage: Eukaryota; Viridiplantae; Streptophyta; Magnoliopsida; Malpighiales; Euphorbiaceae
Product: nicotinamidase 1
Exons: 6
Coding region: 75-812 (245 amino acids)
Biological process (GO): pyridine nucleotide salvage
Molecular function (GO): nicotinamidase activity
Source: RefSeq, a predicted model, not a curated record